Diabrotica balteata is the source of this 255-nucleotide messenger RNA. Lineage: Eukaryota; Metazoa; Arthropoda; Insecta; Coleoptera; Chrysomelidae. The record is from the annotation of a GenBank genome assembly.
AUGAAGAUAAGAUACUCAGAAGGGCUAGAGAAAGUGAUGGACAAUGAACAUGAAAUAACAGAAACAAUAGAAGACGAAUGGGGAAAAUUUAUAAAUGCGAUGAUAAAAACAGCUAAAUCAAUAUGUGGAACUACAAGAAAUAACAACAGAGGGAGACGUACAUCUUGGUGGAACGAUGAAGUGAAAAGAGAAAUAAACGAAAAGAAGAAGUUAUGGAAAGAAUACAUAAAAGACAAAACACAACCAAAAUAUUAA